This is a messenger RNA of Trichosporon asahii var. asahii CBS 2479, 1869 nucleotides long. Its product is annotated as two-component sensor molecule. Gene Ontology annotation, molecular function: protein binding. NCBI's taxonomy places the organism in Eukaryota, Fungi, Basidiomycota, Tremellomycetes, Trichosporonales, Trichosporonaceae. The coding region runs from base 1 to 1869 and encodes 622 amino acids. The record is from RefSeq and is a predicted model, not a curated record. The transcript has a single exon.
AUGCCUCCCAGUGGAGUCGACUUCCUUCACCGGCUGCGGUCCGAUCCUAAAUCCCAUCACAUCACUAUCGGACCUGCUCCUGUCCAGUUUCAUUCCCCGAGAGAUCCAAAUGCACCAUCUCAAAGCCAACCAUCGCCUUCCCCGCAUACAACUCCCGAGUCCGACGAGCACACUCCCGAGCUCGAGGUCGACGACCCUCGGGAGCUCUAUGACGAUUCACCCGACCCGUUGCCAGAGCCCGCCCAGCAUGAUGGGUCUCACCCUUCCACCCCGACCGACGAUGACGAUCCCGCCGUCGCGUUCCAGACAAGGGGUCACUUCCUCGACUCAAACCGCGGUGACUCAUCGGCGUCGCCAUUCGGCGGCGCCCUACCGGGCUCGCCUAAGACACGCGUUGUGUCUGUUGCGCCCGAUGCGCCGUCACCCCGGCGCGUGCACCCCCAGCGCCCGAACGGGGCGCCGAAGAGGUCGCAAUCAGACUUUGGCAAGACGCAGACCCUGGGUUCUGACGAAAUCCCACCGGCCGACAGCGAGCGCUCCCGACGCAUCGCCGCAGAUGGCCUCCCCCCGCAACUCAGUUUAGGCGCCAAUGGGAAGGCGGACUGGCAGUGCUUCUGCGUCGCGUAUGCGGCCGGAAUGUGGAAUCCGAACUACACCCCGCAGCCCCCUCAAGGCCCGUCUGGCCGAUUCAGCACGGACGUCCUUAGACCUGCGCCACAUUCCCAUUCCAGACAUCCAGCACCGCCAAAUGACUCUGACCUGAGAUCGCCGACAUCAACGAAUGCGCCCCCAGUGCCCCUCGACAUGCAGUGGGCAGCGUUUCAGCAACCAGAUUCUGCCGCCGUGGGAUCGUUGCCAUCCGAGGGCUUUUAUGGACGCAACUCGGUGGCCAACCCGGCAAAGGUCGUCUUCUCACUCCCUCAUCCAGAACGCGAGCACGUGGACCCGUUUGGACCAACCCAACAGCCACCACCCCGCAAGCUCUCCGAAGGCCUUCCCCACACUGGCGCUAUGCUUCCUGCCAUGCAGGCCGAAGGCGGCAUCCCGCGCAAGAUCGACGAGGAGAAGGUUGCCGACGACGACACCGUCAUCGACACGUUUGUGCAGAUGACUUUGGGUCCCAGAGAGGAGCGUUCGACGGCUUCCGUGGCGGAAAUGGACACGACAGACGACGAGGAGGACGGCCGUCCAGUCUUUGAACCGCCGACCGUGGAUCCAGUGGAAGAGUUCCGCUCGAUGCCUCAGUACGCCCAUUUCAUUGAGGACUUCCCAACGAUCACCCAUCCGACUGAAAUGGCCAUCUUCUACCGGCGCUUCGGUUUCUUGCCCGCUCCCAUGGGUCCGAGAGAACUCGACCGACGCAAAGCUCUGUACAACUUCAACAUUCUGCACACUGCCAAGGACGCCAACUUUGAUCGGAUCACGCACAUCUGCAAGCUCAUGUUCAAUACCAAGAUGGUGGUCAUGUCGUUGCUCGAUUCCGACACGUCCUGGUACAAGUCUACGUCUGGAUUGGAGUUGUCGCAGUCGGCCAGAGUUACGGGCUUCUGUUCGCAUACUAUCCUCGGCAACACGGACGAGCCGAUGGUGGUCCUCGAUUCCUUGAAGGACUGGCGCUUUGCUCGCAACCCCCACGUCAUCGCCGCACCCAACAUUCGCUUCUUCGCCGGUGCUCCUCUCCGCACAUCGGACGGGCACAAUCUCGGCGCACUUUGUCUCAUUGACGACAAACCGUGGGAUGACUUCCCACCACGCUCGCGGUUAAUCCUCAAGGAGUUGGCAAUGGUCGUCAUGCGCGAGCUGGAGCUCUGGCGAGACAAGGUGAGUUCAUUCCCCAGCUUGACGUCGUCCCUUGGCAAACCUAGCUAA